Messenger RNA from Hevea brasiliensis (rubber tree), 3962 nucleotides. RefSeq names its product regulator of nonsense transcripts UPF2-like. The transcript has 16 exons. The coding region runs from base 140 to 3349 and encodes 1069 amino acids. The record is from RefSeq and is a predicted model, not a curated record. Lineage: Eukaryota; Viridiplantae; Streptophyta; Magnoliopsida; Malpighiales; Euphorbiaceae. Gene Ontology annotation, biological process: nuclear-transcribed mRNA catabolic process, nonsense-mediated decay. Gene Ontology annotation, cellular component: cytoplasm; exon-exon junction complex. Gene Ontology annotation, molecular function: RNA binding; protein binding.
UUGAUUUAUUUUUUUAUUAUUUUUUUUCUCAGACCCAACGAAACCUGGGCUUCAGGCCCUCGCUCUCUCUUCAUCUCUACUGAAUUUCUUGCUUCUCCGAGACUCUCUGGUUCAAUCCCCGAUCAGUUAAUUAGUGGAAAUGGAUAACCAUGAAGAUGAGUGCCGUGUUGCUGGCGAACCACAGGCCAAGCAAGAGGAUGAGGAAGCUGUGGCUCGACUUGUGGAAAUGAAGAAAUCAAUCGAGGCAAAAGUUUCUCUUCGUCAAAGCAAUUUGAAUCCCGAAAGGCCUGAUUCAGGAUUUCUCAGAACAUUGGAUUCAAGUAUUAAGCGGAAUACAGCAGUUAUUAAAAAAUUAAAGCAGAUAAAUGAAGAGCAGAGGGAAGGGCUAAUGGAUGAGUUGCGAAAUGUAAACCUUAGCAAAUUUGUUAGUGAAGCUGUAACGGCUAUUUGUGAUGCAAAGCUUAGAACUUCUGACAUACAAGCAGCAGUUCAGAUCUGCUCUUUGCUUCAUCAAAGGUACAAAGACUUCUCACCAAGCCUGGUUCAAGGGCUUUUAAAGGUCUUUUUCCCUGGAAAAUCAGGGGAAGACAUGGAUGUGGAUAGGAACUCAAAAGCUAUGAAGAAGCGGAGCACCUUGAAACUGCUACUGGAACUUUACUUUGUUGGAGUUAUAGAAGACAGCAGUAUUUUCAUCAAUAUCAUUAAGGAUCUUACUAGUGUGGAACACUUGAAGGACCGGGAUGCGACUCAGACAAAUCUAACUCUCCUUGCUAGUUUUGCUCGACAAGGGAGAGUUUUCCUAGGACUGACUCUAUCUGGACAAGAAAUUCAUGAAGAGUUUUUCAAGGGCUUUAAUAUCACAGCAGAUCAAAAGAAAAUAUUCAGGAAAUCCUUUAAUACAUAUUUUGAUGCUGUAUCAGAAUUACUUCGGUCUGAGCACACUUCUCUUAGCCAAAUGGAGCAUGAAAAUACAAAGAUCUUGAAUGCUAAAGGAGAGCUCAGUGAUGAAAAUGUUGCAUCUUAUGAAAAGCUGCGAAAAUCUUAUGACCAUUUAUAUCGCCAUGUUUCAUCUUUGGCUGAGGCCCUUGACAUGCCACCUCCAGAGAUGCCAGAAGAUGGCCACACUACUAGGGUUACUACUGGAGAGGAUUCUCCGUCAGCUGCUGUGGGGAAAGAUUCUUCUGUUCUUGAAGCUUUGUGGGAUGAUGAAGAUACUAGGGCAUUUUAUGAAUGCUUACCAGAUCUCAGAGCAUUUGUUCCAGCUGUGUUGCUGGGAGAAGCAGAGCCCAAAGUGAAUGAACAAUCUGCAAAGAGUCAAGAGCAACAGAGUGACGUGGCACCUGAAUCAGACCAAGGCCGACCUACUCAAGAUACUGCAGAUUCCUCUGCUGACUCUGGUACUUUCCAGGAGGGAAAAAGCAUUGAGAAAGGAAAGGAUAAGGAAGACAAGGAUAAAGAAAAAGCUAAAGAUCCAGAAAAGGAGAAGGGUAAAGAAAGGGAUGCAGAGAGAAAAGGAGAGAUUGAAAAGGAGAAACUCAAAGGUCUUGAAGGGACAAACUUGGAUGCUUUACUGCAGAGGCUCCCUGGUUGUGUCAGUCGUGAUCUUAUUGAUCAAUUGACUGUAGAGUUUUGUUAUUUAAAUUCAAAGUCAAAUCGGAAAAAACUUGUGAAGGCAUUGUUUAAUGUACCCAGGACAUCUCUAGAACUGCUACCAUACUACUCUCGAAUGGUUGCCACACUAUCAACUUGUAUGAAGGACGUCUGUUCCAUUCUCGUACAGAUGUUAGAGGAGGAGUUCAAUUUCUUGUUAAAUAAGAAGGAUCAAAUGAACAUCGAAACAAAGAUCAGGAAUAUUAGAUUUAUUGGAGAACUCUGCAAGUUUAGAAUUGCACCAGCUGGCCUUGUCUUCAAUUGUUUGAAGGCUUGUUUAGAUGAUUUCACUCAUCAUAACAUUGAUGUUGCUUGCAAUCUUCUUGAGACAUGUGGCCGUUUUCUGUAUCGGUCUCCUGAAACUACUGUACGUAUGGCUAAUAUGUUAGAGAUAUUGAUGCGCCUGAAAAAUGUCAAAAAUUUGGAUCCCCGGCAUAGCACACUUGUAGAAAAUGCUUACUAUCUUUGCAAACCACCUGAAAGAUCAGCACGAGUGUCUAAAGUCCGCCCCCCACUAUUUCAGCAAGAUGCACCAGAUCCACCGGAGGAUUGUUUUCGCAUUAGAAUGGUUAUCACUCUUCUUGAGACCUGUGGACACUACUUUGACCGAGGUUCUUCUAAGAGGAAACUUGAUCGUUUUUUAAUACACUUUCAGAGAUAUAUUCUCAGCAAAGGUGCACUGCCGCUUGACAUUGAAUUUGACUUGCAGGACUUAUUUGCGGAAUUACGCCCUAGCAUGAUGCGAUACUCAUCAAUUGAUGAAGUUAAUGCAGCUUUUAUAGAACUCGAGGAGAAUGAACAAAUUGGUUCAACUGAUAAGGUCAAUAGUGAGAAGUUCUCUGACACUGAAAAGCCUUCUAGCAGGAAUGCUGCCAAUGCCAUUUCUGCCAAUGGACAAAAUCUUGUGAAUGGUAAUGAGGAAAAUGGUGGAAUCCAUGAGGACAUUGGUGAAAGUGACACUGAUUCAGGCAGCGGCACCCUUGACCAGGAAGGGCAUGAUGAAGAGGAGUUGGACGAAGAGAAUCGUGAUGAUGGAUGUGAGACAGAGGAGGAGGAUGAUGAUGAUGGGGGUGGACCAGUUUCCGAUGAGGAUGAUGAAGUCCAUUUCAGACAAAAAGUGGCUGAGGUGGAUCCAUUGGAAGCUGAAAUUUUUGAGCAGGAGUUAAAGGCAGUAUUGCAGGAGAGCAUGGAGCAGCGCAGGCAAGAGCUGCGGGGUCGGCCAACAUUGAAUAUGGUGAUACCUAUGAGCUUGUUUGAGGGGUCCACCAAAGAUUAUGGGAGGGCAGUUGGAGGGGAAAGUGGUGAUGAGGCACUGGAUGAUGAGACAGGAGGUAGCAAGGAGGUUCAGGUGAAAGUACUUGUGAAGCGUGGGAACAAGCAACAGACAAAGCAGAUGUACAUUCCUAGAGAUUGCACACUUGUGCAGAGCACGAAACAGAAAGAAGCAGCUGAGUUUGAAGAGAAACAAGAUAUUAAGAGGCUUGUCUUGGAAUAUAAUGAUAGAGAAGAGGAGGAGAAUAAUGGGUUAGGAACGCAGACAUUGAAUUGGAUGCUUAGCAGCAGCAACAGAGUUGGCAGCCGUGGCAGUACGUGGGAAGGAAGCAGUGGUAGAGGUGCUGGAUCACGACAUCGGCAUCAGCAUCAGCAUCAGCAUCAGCAUCAAUCAGGCAGUGGAGUUUAUCAUGGCAGAAGAAGGUAACUGACAGCAGAAGGAAGUACAUUGACAUGUUGGCACUUUCGUCCCAAUGGUAGUGUAACCCGUUACAGAUGAAAACGGGUCUUGGACUCAAAUUCAUGGCACCCAAGUUCCCACUCAGUGAUUGAAUAGCUGCAUUUACCCAUUGAGGUCUGUAGUGAGGCGAUACAUUACUCCCACUACAGAUGCCCAAACUAGUGAUGCAUAAGUUAUGUCAAUGCAAGGAUUAUUGACAAGGUUAGUGUCCAGAAUUUUGUUUGUUGGAGGAAGGUAGUGGUUAUGCUGAAUACAUACUAUACAGAAGAUUGUCACCCAUGAUUUGCACGAUGGUGAUUCCUAAAUAUGCUUAGUAGGGUGCUUAUAGUUUAGUCUUUACAUAAUGUUGCUGGGUGAGUCAGUUUCUUUUGUUGUAUAUAUAUCAAAAGUAAAAGGUUUCAUCUUAGUCACUAUCUGAGAUUUUACAUUAUAGUUUCUGUGGUUUGUAUUGUAUUGUGUAGACCACCGGAUGGCUAACAAAGAUUAUCAGAAUGGCAUGUUAUCUAGAAUGUAUGAAUCUUAGGUCGUAAGAUGUUGAUUUCUAUAGAGCUUAAAACUAUUGAACUUUCUUUGUUUGUGA